UCAGUUGUCACCAGAUGCAUCUGUAACCACACCAACAAAGUCUCAAACAAGGGGAAUUUGGGAUCGAAUACACACCCACCGCCAUUUCCUACCAACCCACCACGAAUGGUUGCCUCCACAAUGCUGUUUAUAAAUACCCAAACAUACCUGAAACGUCUUAUGCAUUCAGCUCUCGCAUCAUUUGCUUAAAUCCAAUUCCAAGCUAUUCUAUCUGAGUAGAAGAUGGUCAAAUCAAAAGUUGUAGCGGUUGCUUUCAUAGUUUUACUUAGUAUUGGGCUCUCCUCUUCUGCAAGGACCGUAAUACACGGUAAGGGAGGAGGUGGUGGUAGUGGUGUUGGUGGUGGUGGUGGGGAAGGUUUAGGUGGUGGGUCUGGCUAUGGCUCAGGCAAUGGUUCCGGGAGCGGAGGUGGUCAUAGUGGGGCACAAGGGGGAGGUUAUGGAAGCGGUGGGGGUGGUGGAGGUGGAGGUGGCUCUGGGUCAGGGUCUGGUAGUGGCUCUGGUUAUGGCUCUGGGAGUGGUAGUGGCUCUGGUUAUGGAUCCGGAGUAGCUUCAGGAGGCGGGUAUGGAAGUGGUGGUGGUGCUGGUGGUGGAGGUGGACAUGGAUCUGGCAGCGGCAGUGGUUAUGGUUCUGGAGGUGGCAGUGGUUAUGGUGCCGGGGGAGGAGCCAAUGGUGGAGGGUAUGGCAGCGGUGGAGGCAAUGGAGGAGGAGGGGGCGGGGGUUCCGGAAAUGGUGCUGGCCACGGCAGUGGCUCUGGAUAUGGGUCCGGCUAUGGGUCAGGUUACGGCGGGGGACAUGGCCAAAUCCCUUAAAGGACCUAAUGGUUUGUCACGUCCAAAUCCCUAUCAAGCAAUUUCCUCUUUACUUUUCACGUAGUAAGUUGUUGUCCUAUAGUCAUCACUCACCGUUUAUCUGCAUGCUUAUCUUAUGUACAUGUUUAUGUGGCUUAAUUGUCACCAUCUAUUAAGAAAAUAAAUCUUACUUUCGUU
Molecule: messenger RNA, 987 nt
Organism: Nelumbo nucifera (sacred lotus)
Lineage: Eukaryota; Viridiplantae; Streptophyta; Magnoliopsida; Proteales; Nelumbonaceae
Source: RefSeq, a predicted model, not a curated record